Molecule: messenger RNA, 797 nt
Organism: Cuscuta europaea
Lineage: Eukaryota; Viridiplantae; Streptophyta; Magnoliopsida; Solanales; Convolvulaceae
Source: the annotation of a GenBank genome assembly
UUAAUUAAGCGAUUACAAUUAAUUGCUAGACCAUUAUUGAUGAAAUCCAGAUUACCAUCAUCUGCAUGGGGAUAUGCUAUAAUGCAUGCUGCAAAUUUAAUUCGGCUCAGGCCAACUGCAUAUCAUAAAUUUUCCCCAUUGCAAUUAAUAUCUGGUAAAGAACCAAAUAUAUCACACAUAAAAAUAUUUGGUUGUUCUGUGUAUGUACCAAUUGCUCCACCUUAUCGUACUAAAAUGGGUCCUCAAAGAAGGCUGAGAAUUUAUGUUGGUUUUAAAUCUCCCUCAAUUAUUAAUUAUCUAGAACCUAUGACUCGUGACUUAUUCCCAGCCUUAGGGGGAGAUAAUAAAGAAAUGGACCCACGUACGAAAGAUAUUACUUGGAAUGCAACAGAUUUAUCUUUUCUUGAUUCUCGCACAAAUGCUUGUGAACAAGAAAUUCAAAAGAUCAUUCAUUUACAAAGUGUUGCAAACCAAUUGCCUGAUGCUUUCACAGACUCAAAGAAAGUGACAAAGUCACAUACUCCAGCUAUGAAUACUCCUUCUCGAAUAGAAAUUCCUGUGGAGAUUAGCGAAAGAACUCUUGCUAAUGAAUCUAUGAUACGUAAAAAACGUGGUAGACCACUUGGUUCAAGAGAUUUGAAACCAAGAAAAUUUAAAAAGCAAGAUGUAGUUUGUGAUGCCAAAGAAGUUCAACCUUCUCAAGAAGAAAAUGAACAUUAUGAUAAUAUCGGCAUUGAAGAUAACAUCAAUAAUAAGGAUACCUCAAAAGAGGAUCCAAUCACCUUUGAAGAGGUAAA